AUGAGAUGUUUGCAUUUUUCAUCUGAUGACAAAAAUAACAAAGCCCGUUUAGCAAGAAUACGGCCCGUUAUGGACCACUUCAAUACUAAAAUGCAGUCUGUUUACAGCUCUGGAAAAGAACUUUCCUUGGACGAAUCAAUGGUAUUAUGGAGAGGACGAUUAGCUUUCCGUCAAUAUAUAAAAAAUAGGAAACAUAAGUACGGCGUGAAACUUUAUAUGUUGACGGAACCCAAUGGACUGGUACAAAAGUUUACAAUUUACCAUGGCUCAACGGAUGUGUUGGGUGGGGCUGGACAUACAUCAAAGGUUGUUCAAUACUUAUUACAAGAUAGACUGCAUCAGGGACAUUCUGUUGAUAUGGAUCGGUAUUACAAUAGCUACGAAUUAGCCUCAUACCUUCUCCAAAAUAAAACAUACUGUACUGGAACCCUAAAUAUAAGAAGAAAAAACAACCCACGAGCCAACCAAGAAGCAAAACUAAAACCAGGGGAUAACAAGUCCUUAUUCUAUAAUGGAGUGCACAUUGGUAAAUGGACAUCCAAACGCGACGUCCUGUAUAUAACGACUGAAUAUGGAAAUAACAUGGCUGAAUCCAGAAAUAAAAGAGGGCAAGUAACACUAAAACCUCUUGCAAUUAUCAAUCACAAUAAAUACAUGUCAGGCAUUGAUCAACAUGAUCAAAUGCUGUCGUAUUACCCCUGUGUCCAGAAAACAAUGCGCUGGUACAAAAAAAUCUUUAUUCAUGUAUUACAAAUGAGUGUAAUAAAUUCUUACAUUCUGUACAAAAAAUAUUCAGGAAAUAGAAGUAAGAGUAUUUAUGAGUACCGAUUAGCACUUUUGGAAUCACUUUUACCGAAAGUUGUACCGAAAGCUACUGUGACCCUGCACGAAUUACGAAAAAUAGAGAAAACUACUGAAGAAGUAUAUCAAACACCUGAUCAAACAACUAAGAAGAUGAAAAGAGUAGUAAGAAAGGAGUGUAAAGUUUGUAGAAGUAACAAGAAGAGGACUGCAACUAUGUACAUUUGUAAUUCCUGUGAAGGUUCACCUGGUUUUCGCGUUAAAUGUUUUUUUAUUUACCAUAAGCAAUAA
Molecule: messenger RNA, 1092 nt
Organism: Onthophagus taurus
Lineage: Eukaryota; Metazoa; Arthropoda; Insecta; Coleoptera; Scarabaeidae
Source: RefSeq, a predicted model, not a curated record